CGGACACAGAACGAAGAUGGCGACGGACAAACAGAAACAUGAAGGCAGGGUAAAAAUCGGACAUUAUAUUCUCGGAGACACGCUAGGAGUGGGAACGUUUGGAAAAGUCAAAGUUGGCCAGCAUGAACUGACCAAGCACCAGGUGGCGGUUAAGAUUUUGAACCGGCAGAAGAUUCGCAGUCUGGAUGUGGUAGGGAAGAUACGGCGUGAGAUCCAGAACCUCAAACUCUUCCGUCACCCACAUAUAAUAAAACUUUAUCAAGUGAUCAGCACACCAACAGAUAUCUUCAUGGUGAUGGAAUAUGUGUCUGGAGGAGAACUCUUCGACUACAUCUGUAAAAAUGGAAAGUUGGAUGAGAAGGAGAGCAGACGUUUAUUCCAGCAGAUCAUUUCGGGGGUGGAUUACUGCCACAGGCACAUGGUGGUGCACAGAGACCUCAAGCCUGAGAACGUCCUGCUGGAUGCGCACAUGAAUGCCAAGAUUGCAGAUUUUGGCUUGUCAAAUAUGAUGUCAGAUGGAGAAUUCUUAAGGACAAGUUGCGGCUCUCCUAAUUAUGCUGCUCCUGAAGUCAUUUCCGGAAGGUUAUAUGCAGGGCCUGAGGUGGACAUCUGGAGCAGUGGAGUGAUUUUAUAUGCUCUGCUGUGUGGAACGCUGCCAUUUGACGAUGACCAUGUGCCAACACUGUUCAAGAAGAUCUGUGAUGGCAUCUUCUUCACGCCUCAGUACCUGAACCCCUCAGUUAUUAGCCUUCUGAAACACAUGCUACAGGUGGACCCCAUGAAAAGAGCAACCAUUAAAGAGAUUAGGGAGGAUGAGUGGUUUAAGCAAGAUCUCCCCAAAUAUCUGUUCCCGGAGGACGCUGCGUACAGCAGCAACAUGAUUGAUGAGGAGACGCUGAAGGAGGUGUGUGAGAAGUUUGAGUGCACAGAAGAGGAGGUGCUCAACUGUCUGUACAGUCGCAAUCACCAGGAUCCUCUUGCUGUUGCCUAUCACUUGAUCAUUGACAACCGGCGCAUUAUGAGUGAGGCCAAAGACUUCUAUUUGGCCUCCAGUCCCCCAGAUAGCUUCCUGGAUGAUCUGCCAGCACACCACUCCACUAAGAUUCACCCUGAGAGAGUGCCCUUUCUGAUGGCAGAGACUCAGCCGCGCCCCCGACACACACUGGAUGAGUUGAACCCCCAAAAAUCGAAGCACCUUGGUGUCCGACGGGCCAAGUGGCACCUGGGGAUCCGCAGCCAGAGCAGACCAAAUGAUAUCAUGAGUGAGGUCUGUCGCGCCAUGAAGCAGUUGGACUACGAGUGGAAGGUAGUGAACCCCUAUUACUUGCGGGUGCGGCGGAAGAACCCAGUUACUGGCAUGCACACAAAGAUGAGCCUCCAGCUUUACCAGGUGGACAGCAGGACCUACUUACUAGACUUCAGGAGCAUAGAUGAUGACAUGAUGGAAGUAAAAUCAGGGACCGCCACUCCUCACCGCUCUGGCUCAGUUGGUAACUAUCGGACUACGCUAAAGAAUGACAAGAACGAGAAAAACGAAGUUGAGGAUGCAGUAAAGGGGGAUGCGUCUGCACCUUCCACGCCUUUGAUAGCUGGAGGGAAACUGGCAGAAGGCUCGCUGACUUCUUCUCUUACCUCCUCAGUGGACUCCACUGGGGGAGAGAUUCUCCCCCGGCCGGGAAGUCACACCAUAGAGUUCUUUGAGAUGUGCGCCAACCUUAUUAAGCUGCUAGCACGAUAACUUGUGGUUCCUUUGAUGCCUUCUCUCUCUCACACACUCUCCUCUGUCCUCCCUUUCACUAUCUGUCUUUCUCUCUUUCUUCUAGAAUGCUGUCUACCUCUUUGUCCUCUGAUAUCUGUCUUCAUCCACAGUACUCCUCUCUCUUUCUCAUUUUUGUCUCUUUUUCUCAGUGUCUGUAGAGCUGAAUGUGUCUGUGGCGCUACAGUCACCAGUGUCAGCCUGUUUAAGGAGUCAAAUAAGGAGUAGAAGAUUGAGAUAAGGUGCGAGAGGGAAAAGGAUGGAGGGUUUUUUUUGUGCCACAGUCAGAAAGAUGACAGAAAGAUUGCUAAGCCACUUUAUAGUAUCAAUACUCUUUUAGAGUUGGUUUUACGAGUCUUCUCUGGUUUUAUAGCAAGGAUUUCCUUGCCAAGAGGGAGGCGAAGAGGUGUCUGUGAGUUCUACACUGAACUUGUUGUAGUGUACACAAUGAUGUUGCGUUUCUUGGCGGACCAAGAAAAAGCUAUUUCGAGGCAUGUAGGACAACAAUUGAGACGGAAAGCGCCUUUGCACAGUUUUAUCUGUUAGUUUCUGUGGGCCAGUGUCAUGACUUGCAGUCCCAACAGGGAAGGGCACUCAGAUAGGAGGAGCCAUCUUAAAAAGUGGGUCGCUGUGGGGGUGGCAACUUAAGAUGAUGGGCACUUUAACAUAAAGGAACUUAAUGAGUUAGCCUUUGUUUAGGAAGAGGCAAAUGUAAAACACCCAUUUAUUCUGAGGAAGUGCAAUGUCCUUACCUCUUUUUUUUUUUUUUUUUUUGCAAAUAGGUCAUGUCACAACUUUUCAAUUUUUCUUUUGUUUCCAUUCACAUUUUACGUAAAUAUAAGUAUAUACAGAAUUUAAAAAUGCAUUUGGAUUUAUAUUUAUCAGUGCUUUAAAUGGGGUUGUAGUUUAUAUUGAAAUUGUGAAAAUGGACUGGAUUUUUUUUUUUUUUUUUUUUUAAAGAAAUGUUUUGAUUGUAUUGCUGUAAGGUUGUUUUAUUCCAUACGCUGCUUUAUCAAAAUAACCUUUUUUUUUUUUUUUUUUUAUGUUUUACAAAUCAAUGGUGCUUGGACGAAAAGUACUGCUUAAUGAAAAAAAAUCAACUGUUCUACAUUCUAUCCUUUCUUCCCCAAAUUUAGUUUCUAAAGUUUGGCAGGGUGAGUAUUAGAACCUUUGUAAGGGUUUGCUUAGGAUAUCUGAAAAAUAUAACCUGCAGGAUGUAAGUGCAUUUUUGAACGCUUUGAAACACCAUGAGAACAGGAAAGCACAUCCCACAUGCAUGUGACUUCAUGUACCCUCAUAUGAAGCUGCAUUAAGCUAUGUAUAAUACACAAAGUACUUAAACCCAUGUCCACAAAGAAAUGAACAACAGUUCUGCAAAUAAUUAACAAUGAGUGAAUGAUUAUUUUAUUCUGGAGCUUAGUGACAGAAGAAAGCCACUUCAUCAAAGCAGUUGUCAGGGCUUUCAACUUGUGUUUCACAGAAACAGAAAAUUAUUUCUGCAUUUAUUUUCCAUUAAGUAAAUGCACAAGUCUUUCCUGCACAAAGAAUGAAAACAAAAUACUAUAAAGUUUUUUGCUUCACUUCUGAAUACCUGAGAGCUCCACCUCUAUACAAACUAAAAGUCCCAGACACAUAUCUAUAAAUUUGUUUUUAAAUCAUAGAUUCAUUCUUUUUGUGUAUGCACAGCCCAUUUACUUUUACUUUCAUGCAACAUUUAAGCAAACAAAUGCACAUUCUUAAAGCAAGACAGCCAGCAAUAGGAUACUCAUAAAAAAGAUUUCAAGAUACUUAUUUCAUUUAUUGAUGUCUUGACUAUUUGUGUUACAUGUUAAUGUGUAGUUUCAUAAAAAUAAAAGAUUAGGUUUAGUCUCUUUAUUUGUUCUAAACUGCACUGACAUUUCAGAUUCUUUAUUAACAAGACUUUUAAGCUAAAACUUGACAAUCGAUGCCUUGCAGGCUAGCUCUAAGACAAAUGCCAAGACAUUUGACUCUGCUUUGUCCCUGCUGCUAUUUUUUUUUUUUUUUUACCAUUUCUCUAUUAGUCUUAUCCAAAUGAUAACUUCCUUAUCUUUAGUGAAUACAACUCUUACAAGGUAAAACCCAAUUUUUUAAGUAAAUGCCUGAGACUUUUAUUCAAAAUAAAAGUUUAGCAAGAAACCCUUUGAUGCUGAUUUAAUUGUUUUUGGUCCAUGUAUGUGCAAACAGUGGCUGGAUGCACAUUUUAGUCUACACAGGCUGUUUUUACUCAGCCAUGAAACACAAAAAGAAGUUAAAAAAAAUAAAAUAAAUCAAAGUAUUUGUAAUGACAGCUUCAAAAAAUAUUAUUUUAUGUUCAUGAUCUGUGCAGAAUGAACCUCAUGGAGGCUUGCCAAUAUAAAUUACAUAUAAUUAUUGAUAAUUUACUAUUGAAGAUAGUUUGUGAAUACAACUGCCUAAUAAAAUGCAAAAAAGAUUAA
This is a messenger RNA of Myxocyprinus asiaticus (Chinese sucker), 4212 nucleotides long. RefSeq names its product 5'-AMP-activated protein kinase catalytic subunit alpha-1. Lineage: Eukaryota; Metazoa; Chordata; Actinopteri; Cypriniformes; Catostomidae. Gene Ontology annotation, molecular function: AMP-activated protein kinase activity; ATP binding. Gene Ontology annotation, biological process: intracellular signal transduction; protein phosphorylation. The transcript is spliced from 10 exons. Gene Ontology annotation, cellular component: cytoplasm. The record is from RefSeq and is a predicted model, not a curated record. Bases 17 to 1738 code for a protein of 573 amino acids.